AUGCGCUCUCCAGGCCGUCCUCUCGAGGCUCACGAGUGGGAACGGCUUGGUCACCGACACGGCCGUGCACAGCACCUGAGCGCAGGACCGGAACGCUCCAACGCUUAUGGCAUCCGGGAAGCCAUGAAGUCCGGUGAGAGACCGUCAGAUGGCCUCACGGGCUUACUGCCGACCCUUAUUGUUGUUGGCUCUUGGCUCUCAGGGCCAGUGCUCCUUCUUCUCUGGACUUUCGUGUUCUUGGCCAGGAUGAACUUCAUGGGCCUCCUGGUAGUUCCCUCCUACUUGGUGAUGUACAAACUGCCGCGCUGGCAGCUGCGAGCAGGCUUUUGGCUUGCGAUGACUUUGGUGGGUGCGGCUUCAGGUCCUUUAGGCCUGUCCUUCUGCUUAACUGUCUUCAUCUUUGCGGCGCCGGUGAUCUUCGACCUGCGACUGAGUGCCUGGCCCGGGUUCCUUGCCUGGAUGGAAGGCCAGGGCUUCAAAAGGUUCCUGGCGAGGUGCGAGCUGCGAGGAUGCCUUGACGACGUGAAGCCAGAGAAGACCCUUUUUGCAUUCCAUCCGCAUGGAGCAGUCUGCUUUGGCUUCACAGUCAACGGAAUUUUUGAUUCAAAGUUUGUGAGCAAGUCUGCGAAGAUAGCUUUUUUGAUUGAUGAUUUCCUGCGCAACGGCAAUCCUAUCUUUCGAUUGCUUUGCGACACGUACUCAACAAGAUCUUGGGAGAUGUCAACCGCCGACAAGUCCACAGUGCAAAAGCUGAUGUCUCAAGGGGCGAAUGUAGCUUUGGCCUUGGGUGGGUUUGAAGAAGCCACAGUCUGUGAAACUGGCAAGGAUCGGGUGGUCUUGAAGUCCAGGAAAGGCAUCAUCAAGUAUUGCUUGCAGCACGGCUACAGGAUUCAUCCUGUUUAUUCCUUCGGAGAGGACGAGACCUAUUCGUUUCUGCCGGGGCUGAUGAGCUUUCGGCUGUGGUUGAAUCAGUUCAAAGUUCCCGCAGUUGCUUUCUUUGGAGACCUUAUGACUCCCUGCUUGCCGAGACGGCAGGCGAAAAUGCUGACGGUUGUCGGUGAAGCGAUCCAGUGCCCGCAGAUCCCAGCGCCAACCCAAGAAGACGUUGACCUUUGGCAUGCCAAAUAUCAGAAAGCGCUCACCUCCACCUUCCAGCAGUGGAAGGCCGAAGCCGGAAGGCCGCACGCAGACUUGGAGGUCUUUUGA
This is a messenger RNA of Symbiodinium sp. CCMP2592, 1206 nucleotides long. The record is from the annotation of a GenBank genome assembly. NCBI's taxonomy places the organism in Eukaryota, Dinophyceae, Suessiales, Symbiodiniaceae.